This is a messenger RNA of Tupaia belangeri chinensis (Chinese tree shrew), 2666 nucleotides long. RefSeq names its product prostaglandin E receptor 2 (gene PTGER2). Gene Ontology annotation, molecular function: prostaglandin E receptor activity. Gene Ontology annotation, cellular component: plasma membrane. The transcript is spliced from 2 exons. Gene Ontology annotation, biological process: adenylate cyclase-activating G protein-coupled receptor signaling pathway; inflammatory response; cellular response to prostaglandin E stimulus. The record is from RefSeq and is a predicted model, not a curated record. NCBI's taxonomy places the organism in Eukaryota, Metazoa, Chordata, Mammalia, Scandentia, Tupaiidae. Bases 337 to 1239 code for a protein of 300 amino acids.
CCGCCUCCCAGGCAGUUCACGGCCAUUCGCACUGGCCCCUCCGGGACACCGCUCCUGGGCCGCCCCGGUGCGGUCGCGUCGGCUCCCCUCUUCGCCGGCUCGGGGGCCGGCCCCGGUCCGCUCAGGAGCCUCGAGCGUCGCCCGGUUGCGCCGGCCCAGCCGGCCACUGGGCGCGCGGCGGGAGACCCGAGGCGAACCUGCGAGGGGCCGGAAGGGGGCUGUGGAUUUCGGUCCCUCCCCUUUCUCAGGCUCUAGGAGCGCUCGGACUCUCAGACCCUCCUCCUCCCAGGUAGAGGCCGGGAGAGGAGGGUGCAUCUCUCCUCCAGGCAUCCCGCCAUGGGCAAUGCUUCCAAUGACUCCCGGCCGGAGGACUGCGAGAGUCUGCAGUGGCUCCCCUCGGGCGAAAGCCCCGCCAUCAGCUCCGUGAUGUUCUCAGCCGGGGUGCUGGGGAACCUCCUCGCCCUGGCGCUGCUGGCACGCCGCUGGCGUGGGGACUCCGGGCGCAGCGCCAGCCGUCGGAACUCCAUCUCCUUAUUCCACGUGCUGGUGACCGAGCUGGUGUUCACCGACCUGCUCGGGACCUGCCUCAUCAGCCCCGUAGUGCUGGCUUCGUACGCGCAGAACCAGACCCUGGUGGCCCUGGCACCCAAGAACCGCGUGUGCACCUACUUCGCUUUCACCAUGACCUUCUUCAGCCUGGCCACGAUGCUCAUGCUCUUCGCCAUGGCCCUGGAGCGCUACCUCGCCAUCGGGCACCCCUACUUCUACCAGCGCCGCAUGACGCGCCGCGGGGGCCUGGCGGUGCUGCCCGCCAUCUAUGGCGUGUCGCUGCUCUUCUGCUCCCUGCCACUGCUCAGCUACGGCCAGUACGUCCAGUACUGCCCCGGGACGUGGUGCUUCAUCCGGCACGAGCCGACCGCGUACCUGCAGCUGUACGCCACCGUCCUGCUGCUCCUCAUCAUCGCGGUGCUCGCUUGCAACUUCAGCGUCAUCCUCAACCUCAUCCGCAUGCACCGCCGAGGCAGGAGAAGCCGCUGCGGGCCCUCGGGCAGCGGCGGGUGCGGCCCCAGCUCCCGCAGGAAAGGCGAAAGGGUGUCCGUGGCGGAGGAGACCGACCACCUCAUUCUCCUGGCUAUUAUGACCAUCACCUUCGCCAUCUGCUCCUUGCCUUUCACGCUUGGAAGCUUUACAAAUAAAAUGACAAAGAACUUUCUCUUCAUGUCAGCUCAAGGGGUCUAAGCUGAGGCCAGCUAUGUGAUUCCUUCUUCUUCUGCACAGACUUUUGAAAAAAAAGUUGAAACUGAGAUUUUAGGAGGUUGGCUAAUAUAAAUGCUAUUCUAAAUUAAGAGAUAAUCAAAUUACUCCUCCCAUUAAAAACUUCCAUUGGUAAAAUAUUUCUUAAGUGAUAAAAAAAAAAAAAAAGGCAUGUGGUGUUUGGGAAAUGACAUUAUUUUGGCUGUCCAAUAUGAAAUCAUGCAUGGGACUGACAACGUAUUCCAAACUGUUUAUUCUCUAAAGGGAUAUUGUAUAAAUUAAUAAAUUCCUCCUUAUGUUAAUCAGCUGUUGUCAUCAUUUCACAGAGAUAAAUAGAAACUUUCUUUCUUCCUGAAAUGGAACAGAACACAGAAAAUAUACGAGACCUCCAUUCCGGCCUCAGAUACUGUUUGCGUCUUAAUUUCCAAUCCCUAUCAAGCCACUUUCUCACCACUUUACUGAUUUGGAUAGCUUCCAGUCAUUUUAAACUGUUUUCCACAUGCCAUCCGGAUAAAGUGCUUAUACAUUUUAUUCAGUUCUAAAAUUUCAAGAGUGAACCUUGACUCAUUCUAAAAAUGUCUUCAUCUUCAGAAAUUCUUUAGGGUUGUAAUUUCUAGGUAAAUCUGAUUAGCAGAAAUCUGAUCUUUGCAAUACAGAACAAACUCAGGUAAACAGUACCAGAGUAUUUUUAUUCAUUCCUGGUACUCUUUAUGUAAAAUGCAUUAUAAAGGGAGGCUAAAAAGCUGACAUGACAUUGGCCAGUCACAUACAUGUGAAACACUGUCACGUGUGGCAUACGAUAGUUUAAGUCAGCAACAGACCACAGAUACCGUGGUGGUCCUACAAGGAGUGUAUAGGCCGUUCCAUAUAGCCCGGGUGUGUAACAAGCUAAACCACUUAGGUAUGUGUAAGUACAUUUUACAAUGGUCACACAAUGAUGACAUCGCCUAAUAAUGCAUUUCUCAGGAUGUACCCCUGUCAUUAAGUGACGCAUGACUGUUUAAUCAUUCUGGUAGGAACGCAAGGGAGAUCCAGAAUUCUCUGUGCAUAACCACAGUGACCUUUGCUUGGUGAUAUUUUAAGUUAAUGUCUAUGAACAACUAGAAAGCCCUUUAUUAUUCAAGCAUCAUUAAUGAUGUGUUUGGGGAUUGUCAAGACAGUUUUGGUACACAUUACCUUUUAAAAGGAAGUUCUUCUACAUAAGUACUUUCACUUGACAUCUUUUAAUUUGCCAUUUGAUUUUAUGAAAUGGUAAUUGUGAAUAAAGACACAGUUACACUGCUUUUUUAAGUUUAGACAGUAAGAACCAUAGUUCAUUUCUCAAAAGAGAAGUUGUGCACUGUAUCUAUACCCUUGGUCAAGCGAAUCCUCACUGCUGUUUAAGAUAGUUCAGGCCAGGGACCAGCGGUUAG